This is a messenger RNA of Linum tenue, 1484 nucleotides long. The record is from the annotation of a GenBank genome assembly. Lineage: Eukaryota; Viridiplantae; Streptophyta; Magnoliopsida; Malpighiales; Linaceae.
UGUCUGUCUUGGUUAACAAGUCGAGACGAAAGUAAAGGAAUUUACACAGAGAACUGGAAGCUGCCUACAAAAGCUCUCACUCUCCGCCGGUGCCCGCAAAAUCCAGAGUCAGUCAAAAGAGCCACCGUCGGUCUUCUCCGUCUUCCCCCAUUUCCUGUCUGUAGAACAGAUCGAAUUCCCACCGGCGGCUAAACAUGUUCCUCACCAGGACCGAGUAUGACCGAGGAGUGAACACCUUCUCUCCCGAAGGCCGCCUCUUUCAGGUCGAAUACGCUAUCGAAGCCAUCAAGCUCGGUUCUACUGCGAUUGGGCUGAAGACAAAGGAAGGGGUUGUGCUCGCAGUUGAGAAGCGUAUCACUUCACCACUCUUGUUGUACUCCAUCUUAGAGCUACCAUCCUAAUUCUAUUCUGAAAAGAAUUGAAAGCCUAAUAGAACUCCAAAAACAUAGGGAAUACGUGCCUUUCAUUUCUUGAUGUGUUUUUGUGUACCUUAGAAUAGCUCCUCUUUGUGUUGGUAGAAACAAAAUUAUAUAUUUUUCUCAUGGACUAUCUCAGGAGCCCAGCAGUGUGGAGAAAGUCAUGGAGAUCGAUGAGCAUAUUGGAUGUGCUAUGAGUGGAUUAAUUGCAGAUGCCCGUACUCUUGUUGAGCAUGCUCGUGUUGAAACUCAAAAUCAUAGAUUUUCAUAUGGUGAGCCAAUGACUGUGGAGUCUACGACACAAGCCCUUUGUGAUCUGGCCCUGAGAUUUGGUGAAGGCGAUGAAGAGUCUAUGUCUCGCCCCUUCGGAGUAUCGCUUCUCAUUGCUGGUCAUGAUGAAAAUGGUCCGAGCUUGUACUACACAGAUCCAUCCGGCACAUUUUGGCAAUGCAAUGCAAAGGCUAUUGGGUCAGGUUCUGAAGGUGCAGAUAGCUCUCUACAGGAGCAAUAUAACAAGGAACUCACUCUUCAGGAAGCUGAAACAAUAGCACUUUCCAUCCUAAAGCAAGUUAUGGAGGAAAAGGUAACACCUAACAAUGUGGACAUUGCAAAAGUGGCUCCUACAUACCAUUUGUACACCCCUUCUGAGGUGGAGGCCGUCAUCAGUCGCCUAUGAUGAGACACUAUGACUACAUAGACGUUAUAUGUACCGCUAGUUUUCUUCUUCCCUCGAAUGUUUGUCGUUGUUUCAGCUGUGGGCAUGUGGGUACGAACUAUGACAAUGACGUUCAUGAUAGCUUUUGAGCAAUUUUAGUUCAUGCCUACCAGACUAUCUGAUGUUUCUGUCGUUUGAAUAGGCUCAAUGGGAUUAAGGGUAAAUUGUGGUGCAUGGCCACGGAUGGGGGAAUGAUUGUCUUGGCAAGUUAUGAACAUUUUAGCCUUUUGAUCGAAGAAAUGGAUUGUUAUUUUGAAUCAUUGUCUAUUGAUGUGAGUGCAGUAUCCUGUCUUCCUUGUGUAUGAUCUGGCAUGGAACAAUGUUUACUUAACCUGAACUGGUUAUGUCAUAUU